AAUGUUUUGCCGAUCAAAGUUGCAUGAAAAAAAUGGCUAUUAAAAUCAUCGAUCUAGAAGAAGAAGUAGCAUAUACUGGUGGGAGUGUAUAUGAAAACGCUGGCGGGUCCCUCUGCCUCCUCCACCUACACUGCUGUUAUGUAAUUCUCCAGCGGCAGUUGCAGCGCACACUUGUCGAAUGAGGCUCCUCGGGCUCCUGAAUACUAUGAAACAGGUUCUUUUUCAGCUGCGCUCUCGCUCCGCAGCACCUUCACAAUCGUCGGUUUGACAUUGAAAAGGUCUGGGAACCAUCCCGGUGGCGAGCGCGGCGCUGGUGCGCGCCCCCGACAUGUUCUCGGCAGUGGUGGCUCGGGAGUGACUCGCGCGGUGUGGCAUCGUUUCACCUCCGGAUGAUUCCGCGGUGGAGUCCGGGCACAGUGACUCUGCAGUGCCAUGCAGGCGACAUGUUUCCCGGCCACGAAGCUCAGCGCGGUGCGCCAUAGUGGAGGACUGGAGCGGCGGCGUGCACACUGCCAGCGGGCUGUUGCAGAACGACAGUAUCAUGGAGGCUGGAUGUGUGGUUGCCGCGGUGAUUGAGAAUGCUGCCUCAGGACCCCAGGGAGAACCAGGAAGUAGUGACGUCCUUGAGGGAGAUGCACUGCCAGUGACUGACCAGAACAAAGAUGACCAAGUACCUCAAGCUGCCAACAAUGAUCCUCCUGAGGAGGACCAACAGCAAGGGCCGUCCACCUCCAUGGUCCGGACUGAUGACAUCGCCGAGCCACCAGCAGAGCCGCCCGCCGAGCCUCUGCUGCGCUCCUGCGUCAGCACAGCCAGCAUGAAGGUCAAGAACGUCAAGAAGCUGACCUUCCCUAAAGGCCACUUCCCCAGGCUGGCCGAGUGUGCCCACUUCCACUAUGAGACUGUCGACUUUGGCAACGUUCAGUUGGCCUUUGCAGACGGUCCGAGCGAUGGACUGAAACCUAGUUUGGACUCCAAAGAGCUGCUCUUUCUAGUUCAGGUCACCUGCCAGGGUCGUCACUGGCUUGUGAAAAGAUCGUAUGAAGACUUUCGGGUGCUGGACAAACACUUGCACUUGUGUAUUUACGACCGGCGGUAUUCCCAGCUGACCGAGCUGCCACGUCACGACACUCUGUCCGAGCCUGCUGAGUCUGUGACGAAGAUGUUGGCCACCUACCUGUCUCGCUUCUCAGCCAUCGCUGACAACAAGAUCAACUGUGGUCCAGUAUUAACGUGGAUGGAGAUUGAUAACAAGGGAAACCAUCUUCUCGUAUCCGAAGAAGCUUCAAUCAACGUUCCUGCCAUCGCUGCUGCACACGUUACCAAACGCUACACUGCACAAGCCACAGAUGAGCUCACUUUUGAGGUGGGAGACAUUGUGUCGGUCAUCGACAUGCCUCCAAAAGAAGACACUGGCUGGUGGAGAGGGAAACAUGGCUUCCAGGUCGGCUUCUUCCCGUGCGACUGCGUGGAGCUGAUCAAUGACAAGAUUCCUCCCAGCGUUCAGAGCUCGGUGCCAAAACCAGUGUGUAAGAAACACGGGAAACUAGUUACGUUCCUGAGGACGUUCAUGAAGUCGCGGCCGCCGCCCCAGAAGCUCCGGCAGCGCGGGAUCCUCCGAGAGCGAGUGUUUGGCUGCGACCUCGGCGAGCACCUGCACAACUCGGAACAUGACGUACCUCAAGUGGUCAAGAGCUGUGCCGAGUUCAUCGAGAAGCACGGAGUGGUGGAUGGAAUCUAUAGGCUGUCGGGGAUUUCCUCCAACAUCCAGAAGCUAAGGCACGAGUUUGAUUCGGAGCAGGUUCCAGACCUGAGCCGAGAUGUCUUCCGACAGGACAUCCACUCCGUGGGCUCGCUCUGCAAGCUCUACUUCAGGGAGCUCCCCAACCCUCUGCUCACCUACCAGCUGUACGACAGGUUCUCGGAGGCCGUGUCUGCUGCUACAGAUGAGGAGAGACUGGUCAAAAUCCACAACGUCAUCCAGCAGCUGCCUCCCCCACACUACAGGACGCUGGAGUACCUCAUGAGACACCUGUCCCACCUGGCCACCUUCAGCUCGGUCACCAACAUGCACACUAAGAACCUGGCCAUCGUGUGGGCGCCGAAUCUGCUCAGGUCCAGACAGAUCGAGUCGGCCUGUUUCAGCGGCACCGCCGCCUUCAUGGAAGUGCGCAUCCAGUCGGUGGUGGUGGAGUUCAUUCUCAAUAACACAGAGGCUCUUUUUAGCCCCAAGCUCAGCGCCAUCAUACGGGACGGCGCCGGGAACAACACUCUGUCCCGACCCAAAUCGCUCCUGGUCUGCUCUCCGUCCACCAAGCUGCUGUCUCUGGAGGAAGCUCAGGCCCGGACUCAGGCUCAGCUGAACUCCCCCGUCUCGCCUCCCUGCCUUUCCCACAGCGACUACAUCGAGGUGGGCGAGGGGCCUGCAGCUCUGGAGGGAAAGUUCCACACAGUUAUUGAGCUCCCGCUGGACAGCGGGAAGCGAGCUCCAGCUAAGGCCAAGAAAUCCCCAGUGGGCAACUGGUUCUCCUUUUUCCACCUGGGCAAGUCUCACUCGGUGACCAAGCGCAAGCUCAAGCGACAUCCCAGCGAGCCCAACCAGAUUAAAAGCAUCACACUGCCAGGUGGGCGAGGUGACAGUGGAACACUGCGCUCCACCAAAAGUGAGGAAUCUCUCACCUCGCUGCACAACGUGGAAGGAGAACCUCCGAGCUACCGGCACCUGCGACCUCGCUCCACCAGCGAGGCGGUUUCCCCGGCCAGCCGAGAAGACCUCCACCUCGCCACAGACCACAGGCCGCGACAUAACGGAGUCGACCGUGUUUACGUGACGGCAUCGGUCUCACCCGCCUCCCCCGAGGACGACCUGGACCUGAGCCCACCUGUUGUUGGCAUUUCCACCCUGGACUUCGACCCCAUGUCCUUCCAGUGCAGCCCGGGCUCACAAACCCCCGGGCUGCAACACAGGGACGGCAAGUUCAAGAAGAACGCGGGAUGGAGCGGCUGGAGCGAGUCCGAUCCAGCUUCCUCUUCCAACUACAUCAACUACUCGCCUGAUAUCAGCCCCGUUCACAGCAAAGGAGGGCGGCGAGUCACUUCCAAGCCACUCUCGCCGAAACUCAGGAAGAAGUCCCUCAAAACUCAAGAUUCGCAGACGGCGUCCUCGUCUCCUCUGCUGGAGAAGAGCGAAGAGUCCAGGUCACCUUUUAAACACUGCAGCCAGUCAUCAGGCAGCCAGUCGGCACAGAACCUCCCGGACCCAGGAACAGAUAGACUUAUGAGUUCAGUGUCUGUUCUCCCUCCUCACCCUCCUCUGAUGAGCGCCGCCCGCAAGCUGGCGCUGGCGUUGGCGGAGUCGGCUCAGAAGGCCGCCAGCAUCAACAGCAGCGCACCCCUGCAGAGGCCGGCCCGCCCUUCCUGUCUGGACCUCAGAGUCCACCCGCAGGAGUGUUACGGCUCCCACGUCUACGCCGAGGGUCGGUUCUCGCCCACUCGCUUCCUGUCGGCCCACGUGGCCGACGGGCAGGAGAGCAAUUUCACGCCAAACGUCAGCCCAUUGGGGUCGGGGAGCUUCGACGGAAGCGGCGGCGACAUGAUGGAGCACAACCGGGAGAAGAUGCUCUUUCCGCAAGCGGAACCUACCUAUCAGAGCGUCGGCGUUUCCACUCCCACUCAGCCCGCCACCUCCCCCAUAUACGCCAACACCAACUCCAUCAACGCCUUCAACUUCCGUGCCAUCCUCGCCGAGACCUCCAUGCCGGCCUCCAUCGAUGAGGUCCUUCCCCGUCCGUUACAGCUCUCCAGUCGGCGCUUCAGCCCCGAGGAGGAUCUGGCUCUGGUGGAGAGUAUCUACAGCAAUCACUUCCACCGGCGGCAUCAUUGGAUGCCCUUAGAACGCCGGCCUCCUCCCGACGCUCUUCCACAUCACAUGCCGAAAGGUCUACACCGGCAGUUCUCCGAGGGGUGCUCCUCGGGUCUAAGAUACCCGCUAUCGCCUCAGUACAGGCGGUACCAGCGAGAAGAGCCGCGGCAGGGAGCGUGGUGCGAGGAUAGAACAGCUGGGCAUCCUUCUAUCCGAAGGGCCCGCUCCUUCCACGCCCCUCAAAUAAGCCACUAUGAGCUGGAGGAGAGCGACCUUUUGUCGCCAGACACUUUGUUUUACGUGGAGCACCCGUCGAGCCAAGACGUGUCGUAUCAGAGGCUGGUUCAGACUGGACUUCAGCCUCUCAGGCAGCAGCUGGAGAACGUGCAGCAGUACAUGAAGGAGCCACGGUACUGCGUGGAACCUUUGCCGCAGAGAAGCGGCCGGCAGUCUUUCACCAAACGUUCCUCCAGAGAAAACAGGCAGCCAGAUUUUUACAAACAAUCGCCACAGCGAGGGAACCGGGAGAUGCAGAACCGUGGCGCCGGGUUCUAUGACUCCCCAGAUGCUUUUGAAAGGCCUGUUUAUCAGCAGAAGAAGCCAGAGAGUAAAGGAGUCCGUCCGGCCCCGUCCCCGUACGAGAGCCCUUGUUCGAGCGGCUCCAGAGGCAGGGAGAUCAUGCAUGUGAGGAGCAAGUCGGACCCGGGGAACGCUUGUCUGCUCUCCGCUGACCGGACCCACAACCAGAACGCGAGACCCGAGAUGACCCGGCAUCAAACCAGGCGAACUCAGGGGAAGGACUGCUCCACGCAGCAGCCGCCGCUGCGCAAGAUCCCCUCGCUCCCCGAGAGGUGCCGGAACGCCGAACUGGAUCGACUCAUGAUGGAAAGCUUCUCUGGAGCGAUGAGACCCGGCGCCAUGAGGAGGCCCGCCAGGUCACAAAGCACCAGAGAAAACCCUCACUACUACCGGUAUCACGCCAAAUCCUCCCUGGAUCCUGAGCCCACUCAGUCCAACAGACGGACUCAGAGCACAAAAGUCCGGCCCACACACUACGACCACAUGUCGGGGUAUUACAUGGCUAAACCCGCCAGAGCUAGCAACGCUUCGGGCGGAUUCUCACCCAACCAGGCCUGCGUGUCGCCGCGCGGUCACCGGCUUCUCUCCAGCGCUCUGGGUCAAGAUGCUUUCUAUCGUUCUGCACUGAAAUCCGAGGUCUACGACUGAUUCGGGUAUGGAACAGCUUACAUUUCGGGGCCAAAGGAGAACCGCACUUUAUUCUCUGCCAGACUGUUGCAUCAAAACCUUUAGCUCAAGUUUUGCUUCUGGAGAUUCGCCAUUCGUGACCUGCUUUCUUCAAUUUCAAUGUAAAAAGAGAAAAAAUAAAUAGUGACGCAGCAUGUUAGAGGUAAAUUCUAUAUUUUAUUUAAGGUCUUAAAAAAGGGAUGACAAGGUAAAUCUGAUUUUAAACUCAAAUAUAUCAGUUGAUUUUAAGUGUAUUUGUGUCAACGACACAUGUGGCCAAUGUACUGUACGUUUCCAAGACUUCAAGCACUUUUGAGAAACUGUGUGAAAACACGUCGUCUUCAUGUGGUGACCUCUUGAUAAAUGAUAUUUCUAUAUAUAUAUAUAUAUAUAUAUAUUUUUUGUGAAACCGCUUUGCUUGGACUCUUUGUUUCGUACUUAAUCAGCACUUUCUGUAGAGGGUGGCGCGUCAUCGCGAACAGCCUCAUUGUUUCCGGCUCCUCUCUCUCAAUGCAAUCCUCAAAAACGACAGGCUCCGAUUUCCCGCUUCGUUUCAAGCUUGUGUGGCGGCAUCUGCUCGAUCUUAUCGUAACCGUAACAAUGACCGUGUUUUGUAUCUAGAUUUUUUUUCGUUGCGAAAUUUCUCUUCUGUUGGAAAUAUUUAGUGUUUUACACCACUGAUGUUUUAAUCAUUUUCUAAUGUAAAGACGGAGCGGAGGCGUUUGUUUCGAGAUUUUAGACGACUGUCUUAAAAGAAUAAAGAUGUUAUUGAUAUUUUCUUUCAAGCACUACUUCACUUUUCAUUGCAGUCACUACAGACAGACCAGUUAUUUCAGUGCCGUGCCAUGGUAACUGCAUCAUUUAAAUGUUGAGGUAAAUAUCCAGGAUAUUUCCAUGUAUAUGUAUGUAUGCUCAUUAUUUAUUUGUAUAAAAUCUAUGAAUUUCACUAUUAUCAUCAGUCACGUGAUGAUGUAAUGAAGAAAAACAUGUCAAAAUAUGUUCCAAAAACAGUGAUAAGUAUGAAAUUAAAAUUGAAAAU
Synchiropus splendidus (mandarinfish) is the source of this 6146-nucleotide messenger RNA. It is a transcript of the gene arhgap32a, whose product is annotated as Rho GTPase activating protein 32a. The transcript has 22 exons. Gene Ontology annotation, biological process: small GTPase-mediated signal transduction. NCBI's taxonomy places the organism in Eukaryota, Metazoa, Chordata, Actinopteri, Syngnathiformes, Callionymidae. The record is from RefSeq and is a predicted model, not a curated record. Bases 542 to 5089 code for a protein of 1515 amino acids. Gene Ontology annotation, molecular function: phosphatidylinositol binding; GTPase activator activity; protein binding. Gene Ontology annotation, cellular component: Golgi apparatus; cell cortex; nucleoplasm.